GACGUGGGUUGGGUCGUUCUCCUCGGUCGCCGCCCGCCAUUCCUUCCGCCGGUAAAGUCGCUCCAAGCACCCUCCAACCGGUCCGAGACGUUCCCUUCCGUGGCCUCCCCUUGCCGCAUCUAUUUAUUCGACCCCGAAGAAAGCAAUGGUCAAACGCAAUGAGUGUCCCAAUUGCCAGUUUUCCCUCGUUGAUGCCGCCACCGGAACAUGCAAAGUGUGCGAUUUCAUCCAAGCCAAGCAGCGUUCUCGACCUUGCUCGUCGUGUUCAAAGACCAAUUGCCAUUACUUUUGCGAUACGUGCGGUACUGGGUACCACCGACGAUGCGCCGAGAAAAACAAAGUACGGGUCACUCCCCUUGACGACGACAAUGAAGUGUCAGUGGUAUGUCCGUCGUGCGAAAAGGACGACAGCGGUGCCGAGGUGAAAUGUGGAGGCUGCCGCAAGGAAUUUUCCAACGAAGAGGCGGGACUACAAGUCGGGCAACUCGUCCUCGUUGAGUUUGACAUGGUACUGUACAACGCUGUCGUGAUAGAAGUGAACGAAGUCGAGACGAGCGUGAAAAUCCACUUUGUCAAAUGGAGCAAGAGCUUCGACGGGUGGUACAAAAUGGACGACGAGCGUGUGAAUGAAAGCCUGGCGUGCGAUGGGUGCAACCGGUGGUUUCACAUUGAUUGUUUGCCCGAGGUGAAGAGCACAGGUCGCUAUAAAGCCGCUUCGUACGUGUGUGAGUCGUGUUUUAAAGAGGCCAAAGCACACCGAACGAAUGGAAAAGCGUCCAAGUCGAAUAUGACCUCUGUCGACCAUCCGAAACCGACCAAAGAUGCGACCUCACGCACUCGGUCAUCGCGAAAAGUCAUCUCUGAAGAUGAAUCGAACUGCGACGACGAAGACGAAAACGGCGACGUUGACGACGAAAGCGCGAUAGUCUUGUCGCCGUCUGCGCUCGUGCAACUUCCCGACUUGCCCAAACGAAAGGUUGGACGGCCGUCGCAUAAACAGCUCGAAGCCGAAAGGCAAGCAUUAGCCAAGCGCAAAGCGCUGCUCAAAACUUUGAAGGAGCCUUCAAGUCCAUUGGCUACGCCCGCGACCGCAGAAACCGACAAGAAGGACAAAAAGGACGAACAAGUGCCUAUUUCAUCGACUGUCGUUGAACUUGCACCGUCAUCGACUAUAGGAAAGAUCGCAAAAUCCCCACGACUGCGUGGCGCUGCCACUUCAAAGACCGCACCUACACCACCCCCUCCAGCGAUGUUGUUGGAGAAACCAACCGCUUCGACACCCCAGACGCGACUACCGUCGUCACCAAAACGAAAAGCCAUGGCUGACCGAAGCACCACUCGACCGACCACGACCACUUCAUCGCCUUCCAAGCGGACGUCGACGGCCAAUUCAUCGCGAAAAUCCAAGCCCUCAUCGAAACCGAAGCGAACACCGAUUGCCGCGCCCGCGAAAUCGCCGUCUCCCAUCGCCACAGACGACGAUAGCGACGGGAGCAACGACUGCAGUGAUCAUAGCAUUAGCAGUGGCGAGUCGGAUCAGGACGAGCUCACUGAAGUGCAGCAGAAGGCAUCACGUCAAGACAAGCAGCCACCCAAUAAGAAAUUGAAGGUUGUGAAAGACGAACCCAGGCAACCCGAAGCAACUUCGACCGCUCCGUUGAUACCUCCCGCGGCGCAGGCAUCUCCCUCGACACACCAACCUGUUCCGCCGACCACAAGUGCCCUCGAAGCUUCUCGGCAAACCCACGUCAACCACAACGCGUACCUGCCGAGGAUGAGUGUGGGGCGCAAGGCCGCUCUUCCGUGUGCGUCGUCGUCCAUCGGCAACUCCAAGCUCAUUCUCCUCUCCACGCUACUCAACUCGCCACGAUACGAUCGAGCCAACCAAGAAAACUACCCGCCGUUGUUCCAUCUCCAAGGCCGCAACAGGCUCGACAUCUUGCAAGACGUGGCAAAUCAAAGCAUCACGUCGACAGUGCCUCCGCCGCCAUCGUCUCCUCCACCGCCACUUCCUCCUGGUCCUGGCCCGCCCGUGUGCGUUGCGCCCGUGACGGCGUCGUCCGAGACCGGACUCGAGCACGACAUGCACUUCUACCUGAGAGAAGAAAUGUACAGGCUCGUGUGCGAGUUGGAAGAAGGUGGGAAAAUGCCUAGAGAUACUGCGACGCUCCUGCGGGCAUGGACACAUCCAUCGGCACCGCGAUUUCAAGACAUGCGGUUUGUCUACUUGGUGAACAAACACAUGAGUCGCGACCAUUUGGCCCAUCGACUUGGCGAGUUGACGAGGAAGCAGACUGCCCAAGUGCCCCACCACCACCCCCAACAGCACCAACCUCCGCCGCCCCUACCUCAGCAGCAGCACCACCCGCCGCCUCUUCCACCGCAGACCCACCACCAACUCCAACCCCCUCCGCCGCCACCAACUCCGCACAACCAUUUCCAGCCAAAGCAACUCAACUGCCUCGCCAACCAUCCAGUGGGCGCCACCCCAACGGCGCCGUUGGACUCGUAUAGCGUCGUGUAAAUUUAACUUAACCAAAUCAGCUCUCGAGUGCAAGGGCGCGUACAUCUCUCUCUCUCACGCCACGCAGGACAAGAGCGAUUGAAUCACUGCGCGCUGCUUUUCCAACGCCGAGACCGUCCUUUUCAAUCCUUC
Aphanomyces invadans is the source of this 2656-nucleotide messenger RNA. RefSeq lists its product as hypothetical. The coding region runs from base 146 to 2524 and encodes 792 amino acids. NCBI's taxonomy places the organism in Eukaryota, Oomycota, Saprolegniomycetes, Saprolegniales, Verrucalvaceae. The record is from RefSeq and is a predicted model, not a curated record. The transcript has a single exon.